This is a messenger RNA of Ornithorhynchus anatinus (platypus), 2549 nucleotides long. RefSeq names its product BTB domain containing 10 (gene BTBD10). The coding region runs from base 204 to 1649 and encodes 481 amino acids. Gene Ontology annotation, molecular function: protein binding. Gene Ontology annotation, biological process: positive regulation of phosphorylation. Gene Ontology annotation, cellular component: cytoplasm. NCBI's taxonomy places the organism in Eukaryota, Metazoa, Chordata, Mammalia, Monotremata, Ornithorhynchidae. The record is from RefSeq and is a predicted model, not a curated record. The transcript has 9 exons.
GGGGGGGGAGGAAGGCGGCGGGCCGGGCCGGGCCGGGUCGCCCUCAGGGGAUCCCGGCGGACGGCGGGGACGUAGAGACAAGGAGACAGGGAGAGAGAGAGACACCGGGGGCGUCGUCGUCCGCCGCCAUCGUCAUCCUGAGGGGCCGCCGGCCUCCCUCCCCGCCCCCAGCAGAACCGUUUGGGGCGGAAGCUUGAAGUGGGAUGGCCGGCCGGCCCCAUCCUUAUGACAGUAACUCCAGUGAUCCAGAGAAUUGGGAUCGGAAAUUGCACAAUAGACCUCGUAAGCUUUAUAAACACUCAAGCACGCCAUCCCGCGUGGCCAAGGGAGGAACGGAGCACAUCAAAAUGAGCCUCCCCGGGGCCAGCGGUGGGCCGGAGAGAUCCCGGGACAGGCGGAGGUCAAGCGACCGGUCCCGGGACUCGUCCCACGAAAGAGCCGAGUCUCAGCUAACGCCCUGCAUCAGGAACGUGACCUCGCCCACCAGGCAGCACCACCACCACCACCACCACCACGUCGCAGAGCGAGAGAAGGAUCACAGCUCGUCCCGCCCCAGCAGCCCUCGGCCCCAAAAGGCGUCCCCGAGCGGUUCCAGUAGCAGCGUGGGGCUCAGCAGCCGCAACAGCAGCCAGUCGAGUUCGGACGGGGGCUGCAAGACGGCCGGGGAGCUGGUGUUCGUCUACGAGAACGCCAAGGAGGGGCCGCGGAGCGUCCGGACGUCCGAGCGCGUGACGCUCAUCGUGGACAACACCAGAUUCGUCGUCGACCCGUCCAUCUUCACCGCACAGCCGAACACCAUGUUGGGCAGGAUGUUUGGAUCAGGCCGAGAACACAACUUCACGCGUCCCAACGAGAAGGGGGAGUUUGAGGUGGCCGAGGGGAUCAGCUCCACGGUUUUUCGGGCCAUUCUGGACUACUACAAAUCUGGAAUAAUCCGCUGCCCCGAUGGGAUAUCUAUUCCAGAGCUGAGAGAAGCGUGCGACUACCUCUGUAUCUCCUUCGAAUAUAGUACCAUUAAAUGCAGAGAUCUCAGCGCCCUGAUGCACGAGCUGUCCAACGACGGGGCUCGCCGGCAGUUCGAGUUCUACCUGGAGGAGAUGAUUCUCCCCCUGAUGGUGGCCAGCGCCCAGAGCGGCGAGAGGGAGUGCCACAUCGUGGUGCUGACCGACGACGACGUGGUCGACUGGGACGAGGAAUACCCCCCGCAGAUGGGCGAGGAGUACUCACAGAUUAUCUACAGCACCAAGCUGUACAGGUUCUUCAAGUACAUCGAAAAUCGGGAUGUGGCCAAGUCUGUCCUGAAGGAGCGUGGCCUGAAGAAGAUCCGGCUGGGGAUAGAAGGCUACCCGACCUACAAAGAGAAGGUGAAGAAGCGACCGGGGGGCCGCCCGGAGGUGAUCUACAACUACGUGCAGCGCCCCUUCAUCCGCAUGUCCUGGGAGAAGGAGGAGGGCAAGAGCCGCCACGUGGACUUCCAGUGCGUCAAGAGCAAGUCCAUCACCAACCUGGCGGCCGCCGCCGCCGACAUUCCCCAGGACCAGCUGGUGGUCCUGCACCCCGCGCCCCAGGUGGACGAGCUGGACAGCCUCCCCCCGCACCCCCCCGGCGGCCACGACGGCGAGCCCGACGGCCCGGGGCCCGCGCUCUGACCGGCCGGCCCGCCCGGCGGAGACCCCGUCUGCCCCCGGGGGGGCCGGCACCGCCCGGCGGGGAGGGGGCCGCGGCCGGGGAGAGCGCGGCCGGGUGGCCGGGGGCGUGGCGCCGGCCCCCCCGGGGGGGUCCCAGCUCCGUAAACGUGUCUGUCUACCGUAGGUUCGUGAAACCAGUCCUUCGUUUGCCCGGCUGUCCUCUUUCUCACACAGCCGGGUCCUUCCAGACACGGGGGUGCCCGGCGGCCGGCCGGCCUCCCUGCCCCUCCCCCCCCGGCCCCGGGGGGGGCCUCCCUCUCGUAGAAAACGCCGUCACCGAGCGGAUCGGACGCGGGCCGGCCCCGAGCGUGGCGCUUUACCCGCGGUGGCGCGGCCGGUUCGGGAGAGGGCCGAAGCCGUCUCUCGGAGUCGCCGGGUCCGAGACGACGUGGGCGUCUGCGAGAGCCUCCCUCCCGCUCACACGUGCAAAACCGGGUUGGUGCCGGUCUGAUCGGCUCCGGGCCCUUUAAGGAUUUCUCACCCCCUCCCUCCCCCGCCACAACCACCUCCCCACCCCCUUCCCCACCCCUCGCCGAUGAGCACAAAAUGAGCAUUUCCCCGUGGGCUCGCUGAACGAAUAGGGUGGGAUUCGGCCUCCUCCCGCCACCCGGGGGUCCGGGACGAGAGCGGUGUUUCACUCGGUCCCGGGACACGCGGAACGGGCCGGGGGCCCGACCCGAGAUUUGAGGGGUGGGAGUAAUGGGGAGGGUCAGACCCCACCCUUACCCUUGGGUCUGUUCAGUUAUUUAUUGACUCAUUUUUCAUAAGUGUCACGGGCUAGGAAAAUGAAGUGUUUGCUCUCGUUUACUAAAUGAAUGUCAACUCGAGUUUUUCAUUGAAAUAAAAAUUCCAUUAUUUUAA